Molecule: messenger RNA, 2991 nt
Organism: Thlaspi arvense
Lineage: Eukaryota; Viridiplantae; Streptophyta; Magnoliopsida; Brassicales; Brassicaceae
Source: the annotation of a GenBank genome assembly
CCGUUUUGUUUCAGACUUCAGAUCAAUGAAUAAACCCUAAAACUCAAUUUUGAAGGAAAAAACAAAACCUUCGUCUUUCUCAGGUGCUGCCAUUAAACAAACAUUCUCUUGCUUUCUUCUGUUCAAUUUCAAAUUCGACCGAUUCGUUCUUCUCUAUAGCUAUAGACGUGUUUUUUUUAAAGCGAUGCAUCGUGGAAGCAUGUACGAGUCUGACGGCGAUGAUGAAGACGAUAUCGGUGAAGAUUUGGACGAGUUAAGACGCGCCUGUAUGGUAACCGAGGCCAAUUCUGCUUCUACUGGAGGCGGUGGCGGAGUGAUGCCGGAUUCGGAGGACGAGGACGAAGACGACUUGGAGAUGCUUCGGAGCAUUAAGAGCCAAUUAGCUCCGUCGCCGGAUCUUCCUCCGACGGGUUUACCAGUGCACUCGGAUUUGGAGAGUGAAGAAGACGACUUGGAGAUGCUUCGGAGCAUUAAGAGCCAAUUAGCUUCGUCGACGGAACUUCCUCCGACGGGUUUACCAGUGCACUCGGAUUCGGAGAGUGAAGAUGAUCUGGAGCUGCUUCGGAGCAUUAAGAGCCAAUUGGCACUUCCGAUGGACGAAAAAGACGAAGAUGGUGACCUUGAUGAUACCCUUCGAUGUAUUGGUAGGCGAUUCUCUGUUUUUUCCGAUUUGGAAGCCAAUGUCAUGAAUGAUUCUACCGAGAAGAACAAGGAGGUACUUGCCUCGCACAAUGAGCCUCCAAGCGGAUCUAAUACUCGUGGAAGCUUUCGAGAUUCAGAGGAAGUAGAAGCUGGUCAGUUACGUGAAAACACUUCCACUGAAAGUAGUUUCCCUGAAGCUGCACGAGCCUUUGUUGAUGCAAUACGAAAGAAUAGGUCAUAUCAGAGAUUUCUUCGAAGAAAACUGGGUGAAAUUGAACGAACAAUCAAGGAGAACGAGAAGCACCAGAAGAAUGUUAUGAUUGUUAACAGUUUUCAAGCUUCCUGCAAGAGAGUUACCGCCAGGGCAUUGUCUCAGAGGAAAGAUCCACGUAUCGAAUUGAUCUCAACACGAAAACCUGGCUCCGAGGGUAAUGGUCCACCAGAGAACCCUUCAGUUGCAAAUUAUAGGAUGGCAUUAGAGAGAUAUCCAGUUUCAGUGUCUCGCAGAAGCUGGACUACUAAGGAGAACGAGAGUCUUGCAAAAGGUAUAAAGCAACAAAUUCAAGAAACACUCAUUCUUGAAGCCACUGAACGAUCUAGUGACUUGGAAGGCUCGUCAGAUGAUAUAAACACCAUUAUUGAAUCGAUAAAAAACCUUGAGAUCACACCAGAAAUGAUGAGACAGUUUCUUCCCAAGGUUAAAUGGGACCAAUUGGAUAUCAAGAACCGUUCGGCUGCAGAAUGUGAAGCCCGUUGGAUGAGCUCAGAAGACCCACUGAUCAACCACGGUCCAUGGACUGCAGAAGAGGAUGAGUUCAUACGCUUAACUGUCAAAAACAAGAGUUUGACAGACUGGCUCGAUAUCGCAGUAUCGUUAGGGACAAAUAGGACACCGUUUCAGUGUCUCGCUAGAUAUCAAAGGAGCUUAAAUGCAGAUAUGUUGAAGAAAGAAUGGACUCCAGAGGAAGAUGAACAACUACGUGAGGCAGUAAACCUGUUGGGCGAGAAAGAUUGGCAAUCUGUUGCAAACAUGUUAAAAGGAAGGACUGGAACUCAGUGCUCUAAUAGGUGGAAAAAAUCGCUUCACCCUACAAUAGAAACAAAAGGGACAUGGAGUUCAGAGGAGGAAAAACGUUUGAAAGUAGCCGUGACUAUCUUUGGAGCUCAAAAGUGGUGUAAAAUUGCUCAGUUUGUUCCUGGACGUACACAGUCUCAGUGUCGAGCAAAGUGGGAAACUUUAGAUCCCAAAAUAAAGAAACGUGAAAGUUGGACCGAGGAAGAGGAUGCAAAGUUGAGAGAAGCAACUGCAGGCCUUGAAAGCAAGCUCAAGAAUUUUGAGUUUGACAGGGAACAUGGAAUCUGGUCCAAAGUCGCUUCAAAUCUGCCUGGUCGCACUCACCGUCAGUGCUUGAAGAGAUGGGAAAGUUUGAAUCCUCACCUGGUGCCACUGAAAAAGGAAGCUAUAAGGUUACGCAAAGAAAACACUCUAGGCAAUUUCGUUGAUCGGGAAUCAGAGCGGCCUGAUCUUGUCGUAGGCGGUUUGGCGCUAGCCGAGAUAGCUCUUGAGCCAGAACCCGCCCUGAAGAAGAAACGCAAAGCAAGACAAAAGAAGGCUGAUGCAGAAGGCGAGAGUGAAUCAUUAUGUGCUGAUUCAGAGAGACAGCCAAAGAAGCGGAGAAAAGGAUCAGAGAGCUGCUCAGGAGAUGUAUGUAGACAAGAGAAUGAGGCUGAAGACAAUGGAAAGGAGAAGAAGCAAAGACGAAAAGGAAAAAGUGUUGCAGGAACACCAAAUAACAGCUCAGGAGAUGUAUGUUGCCAAGAGAAUGAGACACAAGACAAUGGAAAGAAGGAGAAGAAACAAAGAGGAAAACGAAAAAGUGUUGCAGGAACACCAAAUAGCAGCUCAGGAGAUGUAUGUUGCCAAGAGAAUGAGAUUGAAGACAAUGGAUAGAAGGAGAAGAAACAAAGGCGAAAAGGAAAAAGUGUUGCAGGAACACCAAAUAACAGCUCUGUAGCCAACUCAAGUCAAGAAGCUUGAGCCUAGGAGGAAAGUGACCGCAGUGGUACCUAUCGAGAACUAAGAUGCACCAAGAUGCAACGGUAUUUGUGUUAUUAUGACAGAAAAGUUAUGACGAAUUCAUGAUAUGCAAGAACAAGGUGUUGGGAUGGUGUAGAUUUUGUAUUUAGGAAUAUUGUAUUCUCUCAGUUGGUAAGAUUCUGUCUAGCUAGUGUAUUAUUGUUAAAGUUUUACGUUUAAGAACAUACAUUUCUUCUUUCAUCCUUAUGAAUUUCCGGCUAACUUGUUGAUUAUUUUGUUUUGUUAAAAAUUAUUGCUAUGUUUCUUGAGAA